Messenger RNA from Phodopus roborovskii (desert hamster), 4639 nucleotides. It is a transcript of the gene Heatr6, whose product is annotated as HEAT repeat containing 6. The record is from RefSeq and is a predicted model, not a curated record. NCBI's taxonomy places the organism in Eukaryota, Metazoa, Chordata, Mammalia, Rodentia, Cricetidae.
AUGUCAGCCCAGCCCAGGGACAAACUUUCUGAAAAGAUAAGGAGGUGUGGAUGGCAAGUUUCCAAACCUUAUUUCUGCCACCUUUUACAAGGUGAUACUAGACCGAAGGAAGGCUAUUGUAAUCACACCACCGCUUGCAACCUGUAGUGCAACAAAGACUUUCCGGAACUAGAGCACACAGCGAGGCCCUGCCCCAAUCGGUGCCCCGGAAGUACUUCCCAAUUAUAUCACGCGGGAAAAAUGGCGGCGGCGCAGGUCGCCUCCUCGCUUCCUUGUGGGCAGCCGCGAGAGGCUCCGCGGGAGACGUCGUCCGAGGACGAUGGGUUCCGCCGCUUGUCUGCCAGGCUCCGCGCGCUGCAGCCGGAUGACAGCACCGUGUCCCGAAUGGAGAUCCACCUGCUUUUCGACCAGCUCAUCUCCGAGAACUACAGCGAGGGCGGCGGCGUGGCCCCCGAGGAUGUCAGUGCUCUUCUUGUGAGGGCUUGUCAGUUGGUGCCUCUCAAUCAGAAUCACCUUGUCAGCAAAGUGUCUCAGCUGAUCCAUCAUUUACUUAACAGAUUACAGGUGGUUGUAGAUGAGCAGAACUUGGAUUUCCUGUUGACCUAUACAAUCUCAGCUAUUCAUCAGUGUAGCUCUUGGACACACAUGGAAAUUCUUCAAGCUCUGGCAACACUGGUUUACUGCAAUGGUUCAAAAUGUCAAAAGCAUCUCCCAGACUUGCUAGGCAAGAGCGGCCUCUUGAUGAAGUUGAGUGACUCAACUCACCCUGAUCCUGAGGUCAGGCGAGCUGCAGUACAUUGUAUGGCCAACUUAUGUCUCAGUGUACCAGGACAGCCGUGCUUGGAGGACUCCUACCAGAACAUCUGCUUCCAAGCUUUCUUGACUAUUUUACGGUCUCCAAAAUCGUCUGAUAUGGAUGAUAUAACAUUUUGCAUGUUGUUACAGAAUGCACUGAAAGGCAUACAGUCUCUUCUUAAUGGUGGGAAGAUGAGAAUGACGCAAACCGAGCACCUGGGAGCACUCCUCGCUGUGCUAAAGAAAGUCAUGUUUCACGGACUCCCUGGAUUGAACAUAGAGAUGCCUGCGGUGCUGUACCCAACUCCACUUCCUCAGUAUGAUGGGCGAUCACCUGUUAAACCACAGCAGCCAGAACCCAGUGCUGCUCGACCAUCUGCGAAUAAAAAGAAAAAACACAAAGUAAAAGCAAAGAAAACCCAACAAGGAGAGAAGGAGGAGGAGGAAGAAUCCAAUGGUGAAUUGGAAGUGGGCCCGGCUCUCAGCACGAGCAGGAAAAACACAUGUGGCGAGAGCGCCUGGUGCUCCUCCCCCUGGGGCUCGCAGAGUUUGCCUGUGGAUGGAAGCAGAGCUGCAGGAAGACAACAGGUCUCCUGGCCUUUCGCCUCCUCCAGCUGGAAAAGAGUCAGCAGCAGUGAGUCAGACUAUUCCGAUUCAGAAGGAGGCAUGCAGGGUAAAAUGAGGUCAUACCAAGCUAAGGUUCGCCAAGGGGCAUUAGCUUGUUUUCUUUCUACAAUCAAAUCGAUAGAGAAAAAAGUUCUAUAUGGCUACUGGUCAGCCUUUGUUCCUGACACUCCUGAGCUUGGAAGCCCACAGUCUGUAUCCUUGAUGACACUCACAUUAAAGGACCCAUCUCCAAAGACACGUGCCUGUGCCUUGCAAGUUUUGUCUGCAAUCUUGGAAGGCUCAAAGCAGUUUCUUUCUGUUGCUGAAGACACCACUGACCACAAAAUGGCUUUCACCCCCUUCUCUGUAACGAUUGCGUCCAGCAUUAGAGAGUUGCACAGAUGUCUUUUGUUAGCGUUGGUGGCAGAGUCAUCGUCCCAGACCAUUACUCAGAUAAUUAAGUGCCUUGCAAAUCUAGUAUCAAAUGCCCCCUACAACCGCCUAAAACUCAGCUUGCUGACCAAAGUCUGGAACCACAUCAAGCCUUACAUCCGCCACAAAGAUGUUAACGUUCGAGUGUCAAGUCUCACACUCUUAGGAGCUAUUGUGUCCACUCAUGCGCCUUUGCCAGAAGUCCAGCUGCUCCUGCAGCAGCCCUGUUCCUCUGGGCUCAGCAGCAGCAAUCCAGCAACUCCUCACCUCAGCACUCCCGACUACUGGAACAAAGUCCCUGUGGGACCCUCUCUGGAGGAAGCAUCGGUCAGCUCGCCAAAGGCAUCUGCAGAGCCCUGCUGGCUCAUCCGACUCUGCAUCUCCACUGUGGUGCUGCCCAAGGAGGAUUCCUGCUCAGGUGGCGAUGCUGGCUCUGCCCAGGGAAGCGCCUAUGAACCGUGCCCCAUGCGACUGGAGGCUCUGCAGGUUUUGGCUCACCUGGCCAGGGGCUAUUUUUCAAUGGCUCAGCUGUACUUGAUGGAGCUUGGUGAGGUGAUCUGUAAGUGCAUGGGUGAAGCAAACCCGUCCAUUCAGCUCCACAGCGUGAAGCUUCUGGAAGAACUGGGUACAGGCUUGAUACAGCAGUAUAAGCCAGAUUCCAACAUGGCUCCUGAGCAGAGAGUACCCAUUUACAUGGUGGUGAUGUUCUGGACUGCGAUGUUGAAUGGUCCUUUGCCCCGAGCCCUGCAGAGUUCAGAGCACCCAACUCUCCAGGCGAGCGCCUGUGAUGCCCUGUCCUCCAUCUUGCCAGAGGCCUUCAGCAGUCUGCCGAAUGACAAGCAGAUUUUGUGCAUCACAAUGUUGCUCGGCCUGAACGACAACAAGAACCAUUUAGUAAAAGCUGCGACCUCCAGGGCCCUCGGCGUCUAUGUGCUUUUCCCCUGUCUCAGACAGGACGUCAUAUUUGUUGCAGACACAGCAAAUGCCAUAUUGAUGUCACUUCAAGAUAAGUCACUAAACGUGCGUGCCAAAGCAGCCUGGUCCCUGGGCAACCUAACAGACACUUUAAUUGUCAACAUGAACACACCAGACCCAAGUUUUCAGGAUGAGUUCUCUGGGCUCCUGCUCUUGAAAAUGUUGCAGUCUGCGAUACAAGCCUCCACGGACAAAGACAAGGUCAAAAGCAACGCAGUCCGGGCCCUUGGGAAUUUGCUUCAUUUUCUCCAACCCACUCACAUAGAAAGACCCAGGUUUGCUGAAAUCAUCGAGGAGUCCAUCCAGGCUCUGAUUUCUACCGUUGUAAAUGAGGCUGCCAUGAAAGUCCGAUGGAAUGCUUGCUAUGCCAUGGGAAAUGUUUUUAAAAACCCUGCUCUUCCACUUGGGUCAGCCCCGUGGACCUCCCAAGCCUACAAGGCCCUGACAUCGGUUGUGAUGUCAUGCAAGAACUUCAAAGUGCGCAUCAGAUCGGCCGCAGCCCUUUCCAUCCCAGGCAAGAGAGCACAGUACGGGUCUCUAGAACAGUUCUCUCAGAUCUGGAAUGCAUUGGUCACUGCCUUGCAGAAGAGUGAGGACACCACAGACUUCCUGGAAUUCAAGUACUGUGCCAGCCUAAGGACCCACAUCUGCCAGGCGCUGGUCCACCUCUUGAGCCUCGCCAGUGCCUCCGACCUCCCCUGCAUACAAGACUCUCUUGAGCGGAAUGGGGAUAUGAUCCAGUUCUACUUCCUACAGUUCUUAAAAUCGGGAGUAGAGGGAGAUGAUCCUGGAGCAGUCCACACCCCACAGGAAAGGGACCAGAUGGUCAGAAUGGCCCUGAAGCACAUACACAGUGUGCAGGCACUUCUGGGAGUCACAGCCAAAAGAGUCAUCGUAGGCUUCUUAGAAGACACCCUGGCUGUUCAUUGUGACUCCUCGGGACAAGUGGUACUCCUUGGCUCAUCAGACCAGUGACUUUCCCACCCUCCCUUCACGGAGGUCAAGCUUGUGCAUUUGUCCAUGGGGUAUAAUUCUAGUGCAGGUGCAUCCUGUCAGCAUUUACUUAGAAUGGAUUGCUGACUGUUUAACUCUUUCUCAAAGAGCUCAGCCACUUUGGAAAGUGGUUCCAUUCCUGGCCAUUCUAGCCCCAACUACCAGGAUAUGAGGAGUCAGGGUGCAUGCAGCAUGGGCCCAGACAACUGGAGGUCUUGAAAUAUUUAGUCUCAGAAUGAAAGAAGAUAGAUUUAGAAACUAGAACCUAUUAGGAUUGUAUUUUUUUUAAGACUUGUUUUAAUAAUACAGGGAUCCAAACCAACAACAACAAAAAUGUAGCAGUAAUCGGAGCAGGCGCCCGUGCAGUGUCUGCUGGGACAGCUGCAACAGCUGCAGAACCCCUGCAAGAGUGUCCCUUGAGUGUGCAGCUGCUCAGCCAGUGUCUACAUGCACCCCGAGACUCCUCCCGCCUCCCCCGCGGUCUGGCAGCCUGAGCCACAGCACCAACUUUUGUCUAAAUUAACAAAUGACCUGUGGAAUAAUGUGCUCCUGUACACUAAAUAUGACUGUUUGACCAGACACUUUAAUUUGUAUCCUCAAGGAAGGUCAUUUGUGUAGUUUCGAUGGUUUCAACGAUUUUUAAAAAUUGUAUUUAUUAAUAUCAAACAUUUGUUAAUUUCUUGCUAAAUUAAUGUUUAUAUUUAGGGUUAUUUUUGCAUUUAUCUCUUGCAUUUAUCUAGUGAAAUUAUUUCCAUCAAAAAUGUAGGGUUAUAUAAAAACAAAAACCACUUUGCACUUAUAUUUGAUGUGAAAUAAAAGAUGCAGCGAUUUGGUUCUG